Molecule: messenger RNA, 2592 nt
Organism: Ictalurus punctatus (channel catfish)
Lineage: Eukaryota; Metazoa; Chordata; Actinopteri; Siluriformes; Ictaluridae
Product: renin receptor
Exons: 3
Coding region: 1620-1880 (86 amino acids)
Biological process (GO): positive regulation of Wnt signaling pathway
Cellular component (GO): external side of plasma membrane; membrane
Molecular function (GO): signaling receptor activity
Source: RefSeq, a predicted model, not a curated record
AUGGCUGAUUUUCUAAAAUCAAGUUUGAAGCUCUACCUUAAGCAGGAAGUUUCCGUCACAUGUCGUUUUGUUUAUCCCGAUCCAGUCGUUAUAUUCACAAUGAUCUGAUGAAAUCCUGAAGAGGAGUCCAUUUAAAUCACUUACAUCACUGUUAAUAGACGUGUAUAUACAUUUAUAAUUGAGAUUUUAAGGUUGUGCUUCUUUAAUCAUCAGGAAGUAAGUUUCUCUCAUCAUCUCACUGAAAACUCCACAGCAGUCUGAACCUCCUGGCAGAGGCAACCAGGAGAGAUUUUGACUGAAAUAUUCUGGUACAUAGCAGAAUUCUUGAUGCCUCCUUAUUUUUUUUAUUUAUUUUUUAUUUAUUUAUUUAUUUUUUGUUAAUUUAAAUUGUGAAAAUUACUACAUGUCGAUGUUCUUUGUCAUUUGAUAGUGCAUCACCUUUAAUAAUUGGCACUGUUUAAAAGAGUAUCAAAUGCUGAAAGUUUGUACACACGCUCAAACACUUGGAGAGUUCUGGAGUACAGCAGCAAGAACAUGGGCUUGUGAAUAUUUUGCUAUUAAUGUUGUUUUGAAGUAGGAUAGAUCUUCCGUUUUGAUGGAUGCUAGGACCACCUAUAUCACCUGUAAGAAGAGUUUAAAUGAAUAAUAAUAGUAAUAAAAAGACUAGGUGAGAAAGGCCCAAGGGUCGUAUAGCCUACAAGCAAUGACCUUUUUAUUUGGUUAAAAAAAAAUCCAGAAAAAGUUAUCUUGGCUAAAGUAUAAGGGCAGACGCCAGUGGAUAUUUGUGUAUUCAUGAAGUAGCAGCCAGUUAUCAUCGAGUUCUAAGGAGCUGCUGACUCGGAGCCCAUUUGAACGAUGGCAGAAUCAAUUCCCAUUCUUUACCCGUCUCAAGUCACCAAUGGAAAAAGCUCCUCAAAGAAAGACCACGACCCUAUACUCGGACAUAUAAAAAAAAAAAGAGGUCAGUGGCAUCUUAUUUUCUACAGAAGACCCGGACCCAUUAUCCAGCAGUAAUCAGAACGGGCGUCAGUAAUGGAUGGAAACUGCAGGUCUAAGAAGAGGAAGAUUCAGAAGCCAUGAUAACAAUCGACCUAUAUACAACAGAACAGGUUUCUUUUUUUAUACGGGGAAAUCUAAAACAGUUUGAACAGAACUUUCUGCUAAUUAAAGAGGAAGCUAAGCUAAACAAAAGCCUUAAGACACCCAGCGAAGAGAUCUCCAUUCGACACGGCGCCUUCACCAACGUGAAGGAGGAGUUCACGAAGAUGGAACUGGUGCAGCUGAGAGAGGCGGUGCAUGGUGGGGUAGCACAGCAGACUGAUCAAACCAGGAUGGAAGAGGAUUACAGGAAAGAAAAAUAGGGAUGCUAAUGAAAGAAAUGAAGGAACUGAAACUCUUACACACUCUCUCUCUCUCUCUCUCUCUCUCUCGCUGAUGAGACAAACAAGCACUUGGCUAAGGACCAGGCUCCUAACCUGUUCUGGUAUGGAGGAGCUUGCCCGGCGCUACGUCAUGGACUCCCCCCAGUUCCAGGACGCCCGAGAGAUUCUGGUAGCAGCGCUGCAGAAGUUCGCCGAUGACGUCUUCGGCGUUUCAGCAACGCAGUGGUGGAGGUGGUGAUGGUGAAGACGUUCGAGACACCACUGACCAGGAAGUCGCGCUCCAUCCUGGAGGCUAAGCAGAUUAGUAACCCGGGAAGCCCCUACAACCUGGCCUACAAGUACAACUUUGAAUACGCCGUCGUGUUCAACAUCGUGCUGUGGCUCAUGAUCGUGUUGGCUCUCGCCGUCAUCGUCAUCUCGUACAACCUGUGGAACAUGGACCCGGGCUACGACAGCAUCAUCUACAGGAUGACCAAUCAGAAGAUCCGCAUGGACUAACCUUGCAUUCCAUCGCAGUGUUAUUGUGUGUUGUGUAUUGUGUGUGUGUGUGUGUGUGUGUGUGUGUGUGUAUAUAUACACACAGGUUUCUCACUUCCAUUCAUCCCAUACGUCAAGUGUUUGUGUGUGUAUAUAGCUCUAAAACGUCAGUUUGUGAAUAUUUAUUGAUGCCUGCUAUUUUGUUGAAAAUCUAAAUGAAUACAUAUAUAAUAUACACACAGCGGAUGAAUGAAUUCGAACGAAAUCGCGCUCAAGUGUGGUGGGGUGUGGUGUUCCUGAUCUAGCUACGUGUUGAAUCAGCUGUAUUUAUUAUUGUUUUGUUUUUUUAUUCCUGAUACACUGGACCGUAAUAUCUGAUACUGAUGUAAUGUGGGUGGGGUGAUGCACAAAAAUUGCAUGCAGUAAAACUUCACCUAGGUGUGAUGUUAAAACUAGGAGAUCGUUGGCGUAGUUUUAUUUGGAAAAGUCAGACAGAGUUGGGUAAAAAAAUGUUAGAAAUAUAAUUGUUUGAUCUGACACGCAGCGAUUGAAGGGCAAAAUGGUAGAUGUGAUAUUUUUAACUUGGCUUAACCUCAGCUCUCCAUCACCCGGUAUGUUCAGCUGAAACUUCUUGUCCUCCGACCAUAAAGUGAACUUUAGCCGAAUUGUUUUACCGACAAGUGUAGAGGUGCAAAGUUCAUUUGUUACCAAAUAAAGUUUUCUGAUACGGUCA